Molecule: messenger RNA, 513 nt
Organism: Malus domestica (apple)
Lineage: Eukaryota; Viridiplantae; Streptophyta; Magnoliopsida; Rosales; Rosaceae
Source: RefSeq, a predicted model, not a curated record
GUUUUUCGUAGAUAUAACUUUGUUUCUAGAGAUGUCAAAUUAAGGAUAUGAAGUUUUGUUAUAGGACAGAAUUGGGGCAGGCUAUUUGCUUCAGGGAAAAAUUUGAUGUAGCGGUUGCCAGAGCGGUUGCGGAAAUGAGAGUUUUAUCUGAAUACUGUCUUCCUCUGGUUUGCGUUGGCGGUUUGUUUGUUGCUGCAAAGGGCCACGAUCCUCAGGAGGAAGUUAGGAAUGCAGAAAAAGCAAUUCAGAUUUUGGGUGCUUCCGUAUUGAAACAAUGCACAGUGGAAUCGCACAGCCCAUAUGGACAAAGAACUGCCAUCGUGUGUUUGAAAACUUUUCCUACACCAUGGAAGUAUCCUCGCGAUCCAGGUACUCCAGAGAAAAUACCAUUGUAAAAUAAUUCAGAUGCCCCCAGUUCAAAUGUUAUAUAUAAUUGGCUUGGUGUUCCUUCCCCUUUCAUCAGUUAUUUAUGUAACACCUUCUGCUUUGGAAAUGAAAUGCGACAUUCUGCAA